Daphnia carinata is the source of this 1450-nucleotide messenger RNA. RefSeq lists its product as uncharacterized. Gene Ontology annotation, biological process: spermatogenesis; male meiosis chromosome separation; meiosis I. Bases 117 to 1427 code for a protein of 436 amino acids. The transcript has 10 exons. Lineage: Eukaryota; Metazoa; Arthropoda; Branchiopoda; Diplostraca; Daphniidae. The record is from RefSeq and is a predicted model, not a curated record.
GUUUCUAUUGCCCCAUGUUGUACUCCUUAAACUACUUUAUGUUUCCCUCCUAAAGUCACCCAGCAACUCAAUUCCAUUUCACCUACUCCUCCAUGUUUUUCUACUGAAGUCCAAAGAUGGAAACAGCACGUGCCGUGGUUUUCGACAUUCGUGGCGGGGGAAAUAACGAUCUAAGCUACAGUUUUUCGGCUGAGGCUUUGUAUGAAGUGUCUCUUCUUGCUCAUGCUGGUAGUUGCGGUAAUGUUGCCUUCCUGAGUGUGGUGCUCAUGGGAGAAAAAGGUUUCGAGCUCUUAUUGGACAUGCACUCUUUGAUUGAACUUGACCUAUCUUUCAGACGCUCCUUUGGAAAGUUAAAGCACCUUCUGAAAAUCUCCAACCAGAAUGCAAUAUACACAUCUAAGAAGCCAUUCGAAUCCAUUUUAGGGGACCUUGUAGACCAAUUCAAAGAAAAAUGUAGGUACUGCAUUGCAUCAACUCAACUGGAGAUUAUCAUUGUCACCAAAGUAGCCAGAGAAAAAAUCCUGAAGGAAUUGGGAACCUUCCUCGCUAAUGUUCAGUGCUCUCAGUUGAAUGCAGUUGUGAUAAUUCAUUUAGCUUCAACUGGAUCCUCGGUGCAGAGUGAAACGAUACAAGAAACGCGCCCAAAGUUGGUCUGGCAUGAAUUAGGGGAAGAAGGGGAUGUUAAACUUUUUUUUAAGUCUUGGUUGACGCAUAAACGUAAAAACUGGAACCUAGAAAUUACCGACUCCAACGGACGGUGCGAGUGGACAACCAGGAUUGACAUCGAAGAUCUAGUCUACGACCUUAAAGGAUGGCCCUAUCGAAUUUCCGCCGACAGGAACGACUCAAACGGAAUAGGAACCUUUGACGAUGGAAACAUCAAAACGUUAGGAAUCCUCAAAUGGUUGAGAAGUGAUGGUGUACCGGCAUGGCUGAUGUACGGAAUGCCCAGACGUCUUUUACCAGCAAGCGAAAUGGCCCAUGAUGAAGAGGCUUCUAAAAUCAACAACGAACAGUUUUUCUCCCUUUCACGUUGGCUAGCUAGAGAAACUCUAGUUGCCCUUGCCAUGCUCGUGCCCGCCAAACAGGCCAUUGAUUACUUCAUUCUCACCCCAGGAUCCGACGGAAGUUUAUUGAUGCGAAGCAUUGCUCCACAAGAAGUAAUAUUACCAUCGCCAAUGUGCCUCCCUGUCGUCGAACCUCAAGAGACCGAAUCCGAAUUGUUUACUUUGAAAGAGAGGUGCUUUGAAGAAGUUCAUUCUGCUUACCUCCAGCUUCCGGCACAUUCGUUCUGCCAAACGGAUCAGUCUAACAUGGUGGAAACUAUUGAAUUUCAUGCACUCACGAAUAUUGAAAUGACUGGAACUAAACGAAAAGUGAAUGCUCGUGGUAAAAGUGUUAGUAAACCAGUGCGCAAGAAUACGUGAAAGAAGAGUGCACCAUUCCAGCC